This is a messenger RNA of Phymastichus coffea, 1674 nucleotides long. Its product is annotated as retinol dehydrogenase 10-B-like. Gene Ontology annotation, molecular function: oxidoreductase activity, acting on the CH-OH group of donors, NAD or NADP as acceptor. Lineage: Eukaryota; Metazoa; Arthropoda; Insecta; Hymenoptera; Eulophidae. The transcript is spliced from 7 exons. The record is from RefSeq and is a predicted model, not a curated record. Bases 279 to 1223 code for a protein of 314 amino acids.
GCCACAGUCGUUGCUUGAGAGCGAAACCCGUUUGAACGCUAGUCACUCACUUCAGUCCUACUCGCGUGUGCGGAUGGACGCACACUUGUGAAUGGGAGUUGUGAUAACGAGGAUAUGUUGGAAAUACCAGCGAUAUUUUUGUGAAGGUUGAUCACACACGUACACGUGAUCCUUUUUUCAUCGAGGGGUGAUAAUUAGAAUUGUGAAACAUCGUUGUGAUUUCGGAAAUUGCUUACAUGAUUGAUUCGUUGAACUUUGGAAAAUAAACAGUUAGAAGGAUGAUGGAGAAAGCGAUGCUGUCGGUGAUGGACGAGGUCGUGAUAUCAGGUCCGACGAUCAGUUGCCCGUCAUCGGCAGCUUGGUUCUACCUCAGCUUCGAGUUCCUCGCUGGCCUGGCCAUUUCCGGGUUUCUCAUCUUUCUCGGCGUCGUCAAGUCUUUCCUGCCGAAACCCCCGCGGGAUCUCACCGGCGAUGUAGUACUGGUAACAGGAGCAUCAUCGAGCCUGGGUAGUCUCUUAGCUGAAGAGUUCGCUCGCGGCGGGUGUUCAGUAAUUUGCGUAGACGAGCCUGGAAGUUCCGUCGACGCCGUAGCGUCGACACUCCGCGCCAAGUAUCCGGGAGUCGAACGCAUCGGCUCGCGGUAUCAUCGAAAGCAGCACGACGACGAUGACGCCACGGGAGGUGCUACGCCGUCGAGUAUUGCCUACAAUUGCAACCUUUGGGAUCGCGAGCAGAUCAAGACUCUUGCGAAAAGGAUGAAGGAAGAUGUGGGCCGGCUCGAUAUUCUAAUCACAUGUGCCGGAAGCCCGGAUGAAGCUGUUUUUGAUACAGUCAGCCGGACUCUCAUGAGCCAUUAUUGGACUGUACUCGCAUUCCUGCCCGCGAUGCUGCACCGAGAGCGAGCUCAUGUUAUUGGAAUCACGCCAACAGUAUCCACGGAGGACGCUUAUAUGGGAUCCAAAGCAGCCAUAGCGGGUUUGAUGGAAAGCCUGGGACAGCAGUUCAGCGGACGAAAUAAUAGACUGACUUUUAUGACUGUUGCGCCAAGAGCAGAGCCGAGUUUGCUUCGUCAAAACGAGAGAGAGAUAGCCAAAGAAGUUGUUCGAGCCGUUCAAAGAGACUCGUCUUACUUGAGUAUGACGUGGAGCUCGAACUUAUUAUAUAAUGUUAGCUGUAAGCUAUACAACGGAAUAACGACGGUGACGAGGUGGCUGAAUACGUAAAUCUCAUGUAAGCUCACGAUAAUCUACAUUAAAAUUAAGUGAAUACCAUUGUGUGGAAUAGUUUCCGCUAUCAACAUCUACGAUUGUAAGCGUUGUGUUUCUUUAAAUUAAUUAUAAGCCUAGCGUCUAUCUAACUGUCAAAUAAGACCUGUAUAUAUGUGAAAAAAAAGAGGAUUGAAAGGUUUUAUAAUUGAAAAUUAUAAUGUGACGUAUCAUACAACUUUCUACGCAAUAUAUCAGCUACUUUGGCACAUCGUUUCUUCAAGUAUUAUUAAAAAACAAAACAACUUUUUACAACGAUUUUAGUGGCUUUUAUAAAUGUUUGAAAGCGUUCUUUACGCCGAACAAGAAUUCUCGAAUGAAAUGCUAUGAUCAUUUUUAUUCACGCAAGCUCAUGUAAAUGUGAUUAUUUAAUAAGCGAUUAAAUAAAUUAAUGUUUCAUAGCCUUCUU